ACGUGGCAUUUGUUUUUCGACACUGGACGAAAAUAAACUGUCAUUUUUGUCGAUUUUUGCCAUCUUGUCCGUAAAAACGAUCCAUCAAAAGACGUGUACAGAAAACCAUUUGAAAUUGAUUUACAAGCAUGGCAACCACAACGUACCAGGAUUUCAUUCAACAGAAUGAAGAUCGAGAUGGUGUACGCUUCAGUUGGAAUGUGUGGCCCUCAAGUCGUCUCGAGGCCACCAGGAUGGUUGUUCCUCUUGGCUGCCUGUUCACACCGCUCAAGGAGAAGCCAGAUUUGCCACCAAUCCAGUAUGACCCUGUUCUCUGUCAGAAACAGGCUUGCAGGGCUGUCUUGAAUCCUUACUGUACUAUUGACUACAGAUCAAAGAACUGGACAUGUAAUUUCUGCUUCAAUAGGAACCCAUUUCCUCCUCAGUAUGCUGCUAUUUCUGAGGCUCACCAACCAGCAGAAAUCAUCCCUCAGUUUUCAACCAUUGAGUAUACACUGACACGUGCCAUAUGCCACCCACCUGUUUUCUUGAUCGUGUUGGACACGUGCAUGGAUGAUGAAGACCUCCAGGCAGUAAAGGAGUCCCUGCAGAUGUCCCUCAGUCUCCUGCCCCCGAACGCCCUCAUCGGUCUCAUCACAUUUGGCAAGAUGGUGCAGGUCCAUGAGUUAGGAUGUGAAGGAUGCUCCAAGAGCUACGUGUUCCGAGGCACCAAGGAUUUGAGUGCUAAGCAGAUUCAGGAGAUGUUGGGGAUUGGAAAAGGUGCAGCCCCUGUUGCACCAAGGCCUGGUCAGAACCCACAAGGUCAAGGUCAGCAUCAGCAGCUUCCUUCGAACAGGUUCCUUCAGCCUGUUCACAAAUGUGACAUGGCUCUAACAGAUGUGCUUGGUGAACUCCAAGGUGACCCCUGGCCUGUCCCCCAGGGUAAGAGAUCCCUCAGAUCAGUUGGUGCUGCCAUGUCCAUUGCAGUUGGUCUGCUUGAGUGCUGUUAUCCAAACACAGGGGCACGUGUCAUGAUGUUCAUCGGUGGCCCAUGCACUCAGGGUCCCGGUAUGGUGGUCGGCGAUGAGCUGAAACACCCCAUCAGAUCCCAUCAUGACAUCGAGAAGGAUAACGUCAAAUACAUGAAGAAGGCCAUGAAGUUCUAUGAGCAGUUGGCGAACCGUUCCGCCACCAAUGGUCAUGUUAUCGAUCUGUACUCAUGUGCCCUGGAUCAGACUGGUCUCCAUGAGAUGAAGUACACAUGUAACCUCACAGGUGGUCACAUGGUGAUGGCUGAUUCGUUCAAUACAUCCCUAUUUAAGCAGACAUUCCAGAGGGUGUUCUCCAAGGACAUGAAGGGAGAGUUCAAGAUGGCGUUUGAGGGCACUCUCGAAGUCAAGACAUCCCGCGAGUUGAAGGUGUCCGGCUGUAUUGGCUCCUGUAUCUCCAUGAACCAGAAAAACCAAUACGUCUCAGAAACAGAAAUAGGAGUAUGUGGCACAAACAUGUGGAAGACAUGCGGAUUAUAUCCAAACACGACAUUUGCUCUGUUCUUUGAAGUGGUGAAUCAACACAAUGCCCCCAUUCCUCAAGGUGGUCGCGGGUAUAUCCAGUUCAUAACGCAGUAUCAACACUCGAGUGGGCAGAAAAGAGUGCGGGUCACCACACUGGCAAGAAGUUGGGUUGAUGCCUCCGUCAAUAUACAGCACGUGUCUGCCGGCUAUGACCAGGAGGCGGCCGCAGUAUUACAAGCCAGAAUGGCCAUGUACCGUGCUGAUAAUGAUGAUGCCCAGGAUGUGCUACGCUGGUUAGAUCGGAUGCUUAUAAGAUUGUGCCAAAAGUUUGGAGACUACAACAAAGAUGAUCCCAACUCGUUCAGAUUCUCCGAGCAAUUUUCACUGUAUCCACAAUUUAUGUUCCAUCUGAGGCGAUCGCAGUUCUUACAGGUGUUCAAUAACAGUCCUGACGAGACGUCAUAUUAUAGACACAUGUUGAACAUCGAAGAUCUAAGCCAGUCCCUUAUUAUGAUACAGCCUAUAUUGUAUUCAUAUUCGUUCCAUGGACCUCCGGAGCCUGUCCUGCUCGACACAGGAAGCAUCCAGCCUGAUCGGAUCUUACUCAUGGACACAUUCUUUCAUAUUGUUAUCUACCAUGGCGAGACUAUAGCUCAGUGGAGACGAGAUGGGUUCCAUAAUCUCCCAGAGUAUGAGAACUUCAAACAGCUUCUUGCUGCACCCGUGGAUGAUGCACAAGAAAUCUUACAGAUGAGGUUCCCAAUGCCUCGGUACAUCGACACAGAGGCAGGAGGAUCACAGGCACGUUUCCUGCUGUCCAAGGUGAACCCAUCGCAGACACACAACAACAUGUAUUCAUGGGGACAGCCUACUGAAGCCGAUGGUGCAACACCUGUGUUGACGGAUGACGUCAGUCUCCAAGUGUUCAUGGAUCAUCUCAAGAAGUUGGCUGUUUCCAGCUCAUCGUAACAUUGAUGUGAGCUAUAUCAUAUGGGAUAACUGAGGAGAUCAACGCUGUUUUCAGUUAUGCAGGAAUCCUCUGUCACAAUUUGUGCCCACAGCAGUGAUGCAAUAGGGGUGCGUUAGUGCAUUAAUUCCUGGUCAAACAGGAUGUAUUACAUUAGUAGGAAUCCUUGGGAUCAUUAUAUUGUUAUGCAAGGCAUUGUAGUGAUUAGAAGGAGAACUUACAACACCCUAUCACAACACUGGCACUGGCCAAGUUGCAGCAGUGGAUUCCUUGCUUAAUGAAGACCACGAACUUUGAAAACUUCUAUCUUAUUACUGGACAUUAAAGAUAAGAGGAGUACUUCUUUAUAACACACAAUUUCAGAAACUGCAUGCAAAUUCAGUUCAUCAAUUCAUAUAAUUGAGUUGAAAGCAUAGUCGGUGACGUUAUUUAGCAAGUCGCAAGGCACCUUCAAAAAGGCCUAUCUUACAUGUAAUAGGCUGAUGUGAAACAGAUGCAAACCAGCUUGGUGUCUAUACAGUACAAGAUUGUGCAUUCAGUUGUGUACAUGUAAGUUUCUAAACAUCCAACAUCCAUCCUUUGAGGGUUUCCCCAUCAAUUCGGAGAAAUAACACCAUUUUACUUUUAUGAACGCCGAUAAUCAUUGAUGAAUCGAAAAUGAAACCUUAUUGUGUUGUUUACUUGCUCUGCAAUGAUGGCAUCUAUAGCAGAAUAAGGGUUUUCCAUUCCCAGUAUGUUGUGUUCAAUGUCCUUGCAAGACUACAUGUAUGUUGGAUGCCUUGCAUGUGAUACUUUCUUUUCGAUUCAAAUGUCAAACUCAAGGAACUAGACAGGAUUGCUACCUGUUGUCAGUGGAGCAUGCAGCCUGGGAUUGUCAAUUUCUACGAGGCACUGAAAACCGCAAUUGUUGUUGCAGUGUUUUCCCUAAUUUCUUCUUGAAAAUUUGAUUUUCCUGUGAUGGGUUUUGCUUCUUGUUGUUUCACUUUGCUUUGAUGCAAUACAAAUGUCUUAAUUUAUAUCAGAUACAAUAAAAUAAGUUGA
Molecule: messenger RNA, 3501 nt
Organism: Lineus longissimus
Lineage: Eukaryota; Metazoa; Nemertea; Pilidiophora; Heteronemertea; Lineidae
Product: protein transport protein Sec23A-like
Exons: 16
Coding region: 129-2462 (777 amino acids)
Biological process (GO): intracellular protein transport; endoplasmic reticulum to Golgi vesicle-mediated transport; COPII-coated vesicle cargo loading
Cellular component (GO): COPII vesicle coat; endoplasmic reticulum exit site
Molecular function (GO): zinc ion binding; GTPase activator activity
Source: RefSeq, a predicted model, not a curated record